Messenger RNA from Delphinapterus leucas (beluga whale), 2464 nucleotides. It is a transcript of the gene ABHD4, whose product is annotated as abhydrolase domain containing 4, N-acyl phospholipase B. Gene Ontology annotation, biological process: phosphatidic acid biosynthetic process; lipid homeostasis. The record is from RefSeq and is a predicted model, not a curated record. Gene Ontology annotation, cellular component: lipid droplet; mitochondrion. Gene Ontology annotation, molecular function: phosphatidylcholine lysophospholipase A1 activity; lysophosphatidic acid acyltransferase activity. Lineage: Eukaryota; Metazoa; Chordata; Mammalia; Artiodactyla; Monodontidae.
UGGUGCUGGCGUCAGGCGGAGGGAUGGGCUGGCUCAGCUCGACCCGGCAGGGCUUGUUUACUAUGGCUGAUGAUCUGGAGCAGCAGCCUCAAGGCUGGCUGAGCAGCUGGCUGCCCACUUGGCGCCCCACUUCCAUGUCUCAGCUGAAGAAUGUGGAAGCCAGGAUCCUCCAGUGCCUCCAGAACAAGUUCCUGGCCCGAUAUGUGUCCCUCCCAAACCAGAACAAGAUCUGGACGGUGACAGUGAGCCCUGAGCUCAGGGACCGCACCCCCCUGGUGAUGGUGCAUGGCUUUGGGGGCGGCGUGGGCCUCUGGAUCCUCAACAUGGAUUCACUGAGCGCCCGCCGCACUCUGCACACCUUCGAUCUGCUCGGCUUCGGGCGAAGCUCUAGGCCAACGUUCCCGAGGGACCCAGAGGGGGCCGAGGACGAGUUUGUGGCCUCUAUAGAGACGUGGCGGGAGACCAUGGGGAUCCCCAGUAUGAUCCUCCUGGGGCACAGUCUGGGAGGAUUCCUGGCCACUUCCUACUCAAUCAAGUACCCUGACAGAGUUAAACACCUCAUCCUGGUGGACCCAUGGGGCUUUCCCCUCCGACCAACUGACCCCAGUCAGAUCCGUGCACCCCCGACCUGGGUCAAGGCUGUGGCCUCUGUCCUAGGGCGUUCCAAUCCACUGGCUGUUCUUCGAGUAGCUGGGCCCUGGGGGCCCAGCCUGGUACAGCGAUUCCGACCAGACUUCAAACGCAAGUUUGCAGACUUCUUUGACGAUGAUACUAUAUCGGAGUAUAUCUACCACUGCAAUGCCCAGAAUCCCAGUGGGGAGACGGCAUUCAAAACCAUGAUGGAGUCCUUUGGCUGGGCCCGGCGACCCAUGUUAGAGCGAAUUCACUUGAUUCAAAAAGAAAUGCCCAUCACCAUGAUCUAUGGGGCCAACACCUGGAUAGACACCAGCACGGGAAAAAAGGUGAAGCUGCAGCGGCCGGAUUCCUACGUCCGAGACAUGGAGAUUGAGGGCGCCUCACACCACGUGUACGCGGACCAGCCACACAUCUUCAACGCAGUGGUGGAGGAGAUCUGCGACUCGGUUGAUUGAGCUGCUCUCCCUAGAGGGCGAGGAGAAAGCCAGAGAUUCACUCUCACCCCCUGUCCCCUUACUCACCCCUCUGUCCCUUCCUGACCAACUAACAUGUGCCAGCCAGGCAGAGUCUCGGGCUGUCCGCAGGGCAGGACCACAGAAGGACAGCACUCCUCUCUACGCUAAGGGCUAGAGGCAAAAGCCACAAGUGGCCUUGAGCUCCCCACCCCAGGGAAGAGCAUAAAGGCUUGCAGAGUGCCACCCCGUUCUCUCCAUGCCGAGUGUUACCCAGGUGUGGUUAUGAAGGGUCACACCAAGCUGCGUCCCCCCUGUGCCAAAGGGAGGGCGGCCGCCUCCCCUGGGCGAAGGAGAGGCUCUCAGUGGCCUUUCCUGGCUCUGGAGUGUGUGUGGGGUAGGUUCCGUGCAGGAACAUCUUCCUCCCCCGUCACCCCCGGCCCCCCGGCCCAUGCCAGUUCUGUCCGGAGUCUGGUUGGGACUGGUUCCCACUUAAGUACCAAGAGCAGGUCCUGCAGCUCCCGUGACCUGAGAGGUCAUAUCCAAAGCCCUCAUUAACAGAGGAGGCCCAGGGCAGGGCAGGGCAUGGCUGGUCCAUGGUGAGACAGCUCUGUUCCAGGAGAGCUAGGGCUGGCACCUGGGUCUGCUGAGAGCCAGUGCUCACAGCAGACUCUGUUUGCUAAGGCUUGAGGCAAGCACCGUUGCCAUGGGGCUGGUCCUGGCUGAGGAUAAGCCCAACCCAGCCCUGCGUUCCAGCCUCACUGUACGGGGGUGCUGUUUGCCUGCCCUGUGUCUCAGCCCCAGCUGCCUAAGCUGGGAACAUUCAAGUGCUUCCUUUCUGCCCCCUCUUCCUCCCGCUGGGAGGCCUCUGGGCCUCCCUCUGUGCCUUGGGCCCUGAGGCCCCACCCAUAGUGUUGAGAAAGGUGGCCCCUGGUGGAGAGAAGGGAAAGGCCCUUCAACCCUGAGCCGUGUCUGGAUCCCCAACCUCUCUAGUAUCCGCAGGGUUUUUCUACCUGCCCCUGGAGCUGAGGCUCACGUGAGCCUCUGCCCAGGGUCCAGUGGGGAGCGUCCAGCCGGCAGUUGCCUGUCCUCAUCACCCACAGGAUGGUUCUCACUGCCUGGCCCCCCAUCCCUGCCACCUGUCCUUCUGGUCUCCAGCUCAUCAGCCCCCGACCCCCCGUCACUCUCUCCCAGCGGCUGGUUCCAGGUGCUGCUCCAAGGUUCUGGGCAGUAGGCUGGGCCUGGCCCCAGAACCAGGGCAGCUCUUGCCUACUCCUUCACUUUUGUAAAGCCAACCCUUUCACCAGAAUAGUAUUAACUCCUGGUGCUUUGUACUACUGGUCCAGCUGCCUUGGGCUCCUUUUCUAUAUUAAUAA